Messenger RNA from Dujonia railenensis, 438 nucleotides. The record is from the annotation of a GenBank genome assembly. Lineage: Eukaryota; Fungi; Ascomycota; Pichiomycetes; Serinales; Debaryomycetaceae.
AUGUUGUUCAGUGGGUUUUAUUCUGGGUUGAAGUAUGUGUUUUCUCCUCCUAUGGAAGAGGAUUCAAUUUGCACCCAUUCUUCCUCCUCAACAUUCUUCCUGAGCCAGCUAACACCAUGUGAAGAGUCACAGAGACUGGCCACGAUUAUAGGCAUCGAAUCGCUUCCGACUAGAUCGGAUGCAACUAGAAUCCUGCUCCUGCUAGAAGAAGUGCUUGAAAGAUACAUUGACAUCCUCACUGAUGAUAAAUGUGAUCCACUGGAAUUGCCAGAUCUUUAUACAGAACCUGAUGAGUUGAGCGACUUCUUGAAUAGUACCACCAACCCCUUGCGAAUUUCAAGAGCUAUUAGGAUAUUUGAAGAGUCGAUAAGAAACAUGGUAGUAGCAAAGGAAAGAGAGCCUUCAAUGAGGAGGAAGAAGAAGAUUCGUAGAAACUAG